AUGGCUGACAAGGAAGCAGCCUUUGAUGAUGCAGUAGAAGAAUGUGUGAUCAGCAAAGAGUACAAAAUAUGGAAAAAGAACACCCCUUUUCUUUAUGAUUUGGUGAUGACCCAUGCUCUGAAGUGGCCUAGCCUAACUGCACAGUGGCUUCCAGAUGUAACCAGACCAGAAGGGAAAGACUUCAGCAUUCAUUGACUUGUCCUGGGAACACACCCGUCAGAUGAACAAAACCAUCCUGUGAUAGCCAGUGUGCAGCUCCCUAAUGAUGAUGCUCAGUUUGAUGCUUCACACUACAACAGUGAGAAAGGAGAAUUUGGAGGUUUUGGCUCAGUUAGUGGAAAAAUUGAAAUAGAAAUAAAAAUCAACCAUGAAGGAAAAGUGAACCGGGCACGGUAUAUGCCCCAGAACCCUUGCAUCAUUUCAACAAAGACUCCAUCCAGUGAUGUUCUUAUUUUUGACUAUACAAAACAUCCUUCCAAACCAGACCCUUCUGGAAAGUGCAACCCAGACUUGUGUCUUCAUGGACAUCAAAAGGAAGGCUAUGGACUUUCUUGGAACCCAAAUCUCAGUGGGCACUUACUUAGUGCUUCAGAUGACCACACCAUUUGCCUUUGGGACAUCAGUGCUGUUCCGAAGGAAGGAAAAGUUGUGGAUGCAAGGACCAUCUUUAUAGGGCAUACUGCAAUGGUAGAAGAUGUUUUGUGGCAUCUGCUUCAUGAGUCUCUGUUUGGGACAGUUGCUGAUGAUCAGAAACUUAUGAUCUGGGAUACUCAUUCAAACAAUACUUCCAAACCAAGCCACUCAGUUGAUGCUCACACUGCUGAAGUGAACUGCCUAUGUUUCAAUCCUUAUAGUGAGUUCAUUCUUGCCGCAGGAUCAGCCAACAAGACUAUUGCCUUGUGGGAUCUGAGAAAUCUGAAACUUAAGUUGCAUUCCUUUCAAUCAUAUAAGGAUGAAAUAUUCCAGGUCCAGUGGUCACCUCACAAUGAGACUAUUUUGGCUUCCAGUGGUACUGAUCACAGACUGAAUGUCUGGGAUUUAAGUAAAAUUGGAGAGGAACAAUCCCCAGAAGAUGCAGAAGAUGGGCCACCAGAAUUGUUGUUUAUUCAUGGUGGUCACACUGCCAAGAUAUCUGAUUUCUCUUGGAAUCCCAAUGAACCUUGGGUAAUUUGUUCUGUAUCAGAAGAUAAUAUCAUGCAAGUUUGGCAAAUGGCAGAGAACAUUUAUAAUGAUGAAGAACCUGAAGGAAGUGUGAAUCCAGAAGGACAAAGGUCCUAG
Molecule: messenger RNA, 1278 nt
Organism: Nyctereutes procyonoides (raccoon dog)
Lineage: Eukaryota; Metazoa; Chordata; Mammalia; Carnivora; Canidae
Product: histone-binding protein RBBP4-like
Biological process (GO): regulation of gene expression
Cellular component (GO): NuRD complex; ESC/E(Z) complex; nucleus
Molecular function (GO): histone binding
Source: RefSeq, a predicted model, not a curated record